GAUGUACAGGUAUCGAGAGCUUUAAGAACAAUCUCUCCUUAAGAAUCGCCAAGGAAAGAGACCCCAACUUGAGGCUGAGUCUCCAGAGAAUCCCUAAUAACAUCAAGAAGAAAGCCCACAAGUUUAAGAAGACACUCAAAAUGUGAGGUGGGGGGUUUGCUUAACCAGUGGGAUACUGAAAGCCAGCAGGGUUUGAGGGUGGUCUACAGGAAGAAAGCCUCCCCAAUGCUGACUCCUGUUCCACACAUACACAGAUCCUAAACCACUAGAAUCCCCACCAGACAGAACUUCCUGUAUCUGUUUCUCUAUUAUCUCUGGAUUCUAAUGAAGACAUGGCUGAAUGGGACCAUUACAUUCACUCCCUGCCUACCCCCGGCUCUGGGUCCUGUGAACUCUCUGCCCUGUUCCUCCCCUGUUGCUUCCCGCCAUCCUAGCCAAGCACAGAGAGUUAGAAUCUGGAGGGUAUGUGAUCUGUAGAAUAUAGGGGGUCCCUGGAGAUGGAAAGGGUUCCUGGAGAGCAUGGGAGUCUCUGGAAGGGUGAAGCCUGAAGAAGAUAGAAGACCCAUAGGAAUGAUGGGUGGUCUUGGAGAAAGUGAGGGUUUCCAGAGAGGAUGAAGCCUGGAAAAGAUAGGGGUACCUUUAGGGGAGGUCCCUGGAGAGUGUAGCUUGAUGAGGGGCCCUCGACAGAGGCCAUUGUCUCCAUCAUACACACUAUGAUCUAGAACCCCCCCCCAGUCCUAUACAGCCACAUUCUAGAGCUCAGGGGCAGGGACCCCUUUCAAUUCUCCAAGCCCCUGGGGUGAGAGGGAGGCCUUUCUUUCAUGCUCUGCUUUUGGGAACUGCCUGGCACUGACGCCAGGGGGACGAGCCCACCUGUGCAGAGGCUGGGUCCCAGGCUGUCCUGAGUCUACUCUUGCACAGAGGAGGUAAGGCUUCCCAACUGGCCCCCUUCCCACAAAAGCAGAGCCCAGCCAAGCAGCUCCCACUCUCCCCUACCAGCUCCCUGCCAAAGCAUACCCAGGGUUCUCCAAGUAGAAGAGACCUUACCUUUGGGGCCUAAGGCCUCCUUAGAGCCAGGGGGUGGGCAACAUCUUGGGGACAAUGCUGCAGGGCCUGAAACUCCUCCUAGCCAGGGAGGGUAUGGAAAGCUCACAGAGUCCCUAACUGCUUGAGACCCCCAGAGGUGAUUGCAGCCUGCAGCUCUGCCCUGAGCGUCAGCAGGACCAGGGACAGGAAUGUGGGGGCCAGAAUGAGAUGGGCCAGGGCUCCCAGCACCCGGUCACCCUCUUGUCCGUGGACAGAGCCGGCCAUGGCGGAAGAGAUAUGGGUAGGCUCUUGGAGGCCCCACCGCCCCCGGGGACCCAUCAUGGCCCUCUACAGCAGCCCUGGACCCAAGUACCUGAUUCCACCCACCACGGGCUUUGUGAAGCACACACCUACCAAGCUGCGGGCACCUGCCUACAGCUUCCGUGGAGCUCCCAUGCUCCUGGCAGAGAACUGCUCCCCAGGGCCCCGCUACAGUGUGAACCCCAAAAUACUGAGGACUGGCAAGGACAUUGGCCCCACCUACUCCAUCCUUGGGCGCUACCACACCAAGACUGUGCUGACCCCAGGACCGGGUGACUACUUUCCAGAGAAAUCUACCAAGCAUGUGUUUGACUCGGCACCCAGUCAUUCCAUCUCAGCACGGACCAAGACCUUCCGAGUGGACAGCACCCCAGGCCCUGCUGCGUACAUGCUCCCGGUGGUGAUGGGGCCACACACUGUGGGCAAGGUCUCCCAGCCCUCCUUCUCCAUCAAAGGCCGCAGCAAACUGGGCAGCUUCAGUGAUGACCUGCACAAGGCAAGGACCCCAGGUCCUGCAGCAUACCGCCAGACUGAUGUACAAGUGACCAAGUUCAAGGCACCACAGUAUACCAUGGCUGCCCGGGUGGAGCCCCCAGGGGACAAGACUGUCAAGCCAGGACCAGGAGCCCACAGCCCUGAGAAGGUGACCCUGACCAAGCCCUGUGCUCCCAUUGUUACCUUUGGCAUCAAGCACUCGGAUUAUAUGACACCCCUGGUUGUUGAUGUGGAAUAGCCCCACCCCACCAGUUCCACACAAGAGGUCCCCACAGGAGAUCAGCUGGGCCAUGGACUGGAAGCAUCCUCUACCAACUGGGCCACUGCUGGACUGGCUCUACAAAGCACAGCAUACUUAUUUGGACAGUUUUAACAAAUUAUUUUUUCUACACUGUAUUCCCAUUUGCUAAUCUUGUUUCCUGCUGUGUCCAAAUUAUAAAAUAAAUCACAGAUUCCAUUCUUAAGGGUUUGUCUUGGGGAAGCGCCAAAUUUUCCUAGAAGGAACUCCCCCAUGGAUUGUCAGUGUCACCAUAUAGGAGGUCCCAUCCUGGCCUUUUCGGGACCCCAGGGGUCUGCAGAGGAUGACAAGAGGCUUGAGAGCCUCAGAACUCUGACUCAUCUGUGCUUAUACCUACACUGUGGCCUUUCCUGAGAGCUAUGGUCUGUUCCCCUUCCUCUCUUGAAUCUGGACCACCAUCAAUAAUAAGAUAUGAUGUAAUUGCCCGACACCCCCAUAUGUGUGUUGUGAGGAAACAAUGCAUCCAAAGCUCCGUGGGAAUC
Molecule: messenger RNA, 2622 nt
Organism: Perognathus longimembris pacificus (Pacific pocket mouse)
Lineage: Eukaryota; Metazoa; Chordata; Mammalia; Rodentia; Heteromyidae
Gene: Cimap1a
Product: outer dense fiber of sperm tails 3
Exons: 6
Coding region: 1250-2080 (276 amino acids)
Cellular component (GO): cytoskeleton; outer dense fiber
Source: RefSeq, a predicted model, not a curated record